GGCAAAAACCUCAAGGUGUUGGUGGCGAGGGUGGAGAAAUUUGUGCGCCGAAGCUACCCCAUAUGCAGCGUUUGCUUGCCACAAGCAGCGCUCGCUUGCCGAGUGUUCUCUCAGUAACAUCGGGGCCGUGAAUGAAGUAGCAAGUCCGACGAGCAUUUCUCCACAAAGUUCGGUGCCGUCCCUCCGAGUCCAUAUGCAAUUUUUACCUCGCUUAUUCGUCUACAAAAUAAAAAAGACGUUGAGAGUACAUUUUUUAUUUUCACUUCGAAAAGGAUAACAAAUUGCUCUUCACGAUACGUGUUCUUCCGUUUUCCUUUUAAUGCCAGACCAUUUUUUUAUUCUAAUGAAAGACGAAGAGUGCGCGUGGGUGUUGAAGGUACGAUAUGCCAUUUGUCAGUCCACUGACAUGGAAAAUAGCAAUUAUUGUACGUCAGCUAUAUUUUUCAGUUUGGCUUGAAUAGAUUCCAUAAUGUUGCUUCGGAGCACGUCAACACGCCGCACGAGGGCGUCUCAAAACCCUGGGGGCUCGCCGCAGAGUCACGUUGUCGGAAAUUCGCCACCGGUGUCAAGGGGACGCAGAGCAUCCGUCGCGACGGAUAAAGGUGGACCCUUGAACCACACUACGGUUGACUGCUUUAUAGACAGACAACGAUCACCCCGUGGCAGCAUGGUACCCAACAUUGCUCUAGACAACGAGGAUGUUACACCGGAUGAGCAGCCUGUGGGAAGGAGAUUGUUACCGGAUCCCGAGUCCUGCAGCGCAGGACGAGCAGGUCUUUUAUCAGCGUCGAACCGAAGUCCCCGAAACUCUCUGGUGCCGGAUGAUUAUUUUCGAAGCCCGAGAGGAUCUUUGGUGCCACCGGAAACUGGUUACAACCGUAGUCCCCGGAAUAGCCUGGUUCCCGGGAGCCUUGGACACUCGAGGAACUCACUCAUCCCGGCGGAGAAUGGAAGCCAUAGGAAUUCGACGCACUCCUUAUUACCCGAAGGAUCCAGGAGCCCUCGUGGCAGCAUGGCCAACAUCGAGUUCGACAGAAGUCCUCGAGGCUCCAUAUGUCCGGAGAUGUUGAGAUCUCCGAGAGGCAGCAUCGUACCAACGGACCUGGAGAGAAGCCCUCGAGGCUCCAUUUGCCCGGAAAUGUUGAGAUCACCGAGAGGAAGCAUCGCGCCGAUCGAGAUCGACAGAACCCCACGAGGCUCGGUCAUUCUUGAAUAUCAUAAUCAGAGCCCGCGCGGCUCGAUAAUGCCCGAACACAACAGAUCACCGAGAGGUUCCAUCGUCCCGGACGCUAACAGAUCUCCGCGCGGCUCGAUAUGCCCGGAGGGCAACCGCAGCCCAAGGGGCUCCAUCGGACCGCACGAUAUCAACAGAUCUCCUAGAGGAUCGCUCGGACAACCAGCCGAUUUUGACAGAACGCCAAGAGGCUCCAUCGGUGGCCAGGGAGACUCGGAAUUACCGGCGAAAAACCGAAGCCCCAGAGGUAGCAUCGGACCUGAGAUGGAUAGAAGUCCUAGGGGAAGCCUCGGCGGUCAUGAGAGGCGAAAUCCGAGGGUCCUGGCACCGCAGGAUACGAGAAGAGCCUCCGCUGAUCAAGGUAUAACGACAAACCGGCACACUUCGCCGUACAGACAUCGCGAAAAUACUUCAGGAAACGGUAGAGCCGCCGGGAAUUCUGCAGGUCCUCAAUCCAAUCUUGGAUACGGAACGAACGCUUGGGCGGAUUCCCGGAGAGCGAGCAGCUCGGUAUCUCAGUUCUCAGGUGACGAGUCUCGACGGCUUUGCGGGGGCGUUGUUAAUUCCAUGGAAAAAGGUUCUUCCGGAUCCGGACCGUUGGGAGUCGCUACCUAUGGCACACUGGUUUUUCAGCUUAAAGAUGCUCAUCGCGAGGCCAGCGGCACUUGCGACUUCGUUUUUCGUGCUAUGACAGUCGUCAGCAGAACCAUGGUCUUCACUGUCUGUCUCGGUUGUCUUUCAACCGUCCCAUUGUUAAUGCUAAUCAUGGGUGUGCAGUUCAUCAAAGAUUGCCCGAUUGAGCCGAACAUACCAGUUUACAUGGUCGUUGGUGGUUCGCUGGGCAGCUUAAGGAUGUUCUGGGCCCUUUAUUCGCAAAUACAAUCACGCCGGCUCGAGGUGCUCAGUGUACCCACCACGGAAUCCCACACUUCACCAAUGAAAUUGGUCUCGAUCGCUCUUUCCCUCUUCCUAUCAAUUUGGUUCGUCGUAGGCAAUUAUUGGAUUUUGAACAUACGAUGGCCCAAGUACGCUGCCGACAUGUGGGAGCCUGAUCUUUGGUGCGACAAAACGCUCUACACAUUUUCCGUCGUGCAUCUCGGGAUCGCCUACGCCACGAUCGUUGCUAGCAUUAUUACGGCGAUAGCGCUAGCGAUUUGCAGAUUUUUCGCAUGCCCAUGGUUCGAAAGGUACAAAUAACCACGACGAUCGGCACGCCUGAGGGAGGGUGUUGGUGAGAGAAAAGCUGGCCCAGCCUCAAGAGGACGCGAAAGAAUCUCGCUCGACGGUAAAGUCCUGGAGGAAUUGAAUGAGGACGACGAGGACGCUUCGCUGGAUGCUGCGAAUGAUAACGAGGGCGAGAAGCGAGCUGCGGAAGUGGUCGAAGUUGUGCGGGAGGUACGCUGGGUCGACCAGGUGGUUCAGGAAGUCAAAUAUUCCAGCAAGAUGCAGUUCCGUGCUCCGGACAUAAUUGAAUUGUAGUUUACGCGUCCCAGCGGAAAUAGCAUCGGGCAUUUGUUUUCUUUCUCUCGCGAGGCUUUUCUUUUGUUUUAUCAUCCCGGAUCUCCGGUGAGUCACUCGAAAUGGCGGUUGGACGGCGUAGUCGCGUGGCUAAACAACGCGGAUGGAAACGUUCUCGAGAGCGAAACAUUCGUCGAGGUGAAACGAAUAAAAAGAUGUUAAAAAAGCUGAGAGGAAGCGCCGCGUCCGAAGAAGAAUUACGAUUGAACGAGAUUCGGUGGCUUCGCUCAAACUUUUUAAUUACUCCUACAACUUUUCAGAAGGGCAGCAAGACCAGACUGCGCACCUCGCACCGACGGUGAGUUCGUUUUGAGAGCCCAUAAACUUCACAUUUUUCGCAUUUUUGCUUCGAUAACCUUUCGCGAAAAACAAUAUUGCUUUUAACCGAUAAACAAAACCGAGACGGAAGGAAGAAAGGACGACGUAGCUGAGUAAGAUUUUAAUGACUGCGCGAAACGAAAUAAAAUAUUCGUCACCGAUUUCCGCGAUUAAUAUCAAGACACAAUCGCGCGGCUAUUAAUAAAACAGGACGGAAAGUGGAAAGAUAAAAAUUCGCUGAAACGCCGUGAGCGACUCGUUUGCAAGAGAAUUCACAAGAAAAUAACUGUACACGUCUCCUCAAUAUGAUAAUGAAUUACGUCCUUAAAUAACUUCCCAGAGCCUGUUCGAGAAGUGAUUGGGUCAAUUAAUCAACCACGUGGAGCACCGAUCGCACUUGGAUCCUAAAAUGCACCGCGUCUCUGUUCGUGACCACUUGCAAAAACGUAAAUGAAACAGAGAAACGGCGAGACUUUCUCAGUGAAAAAAAGUCAUAUUUCCAUGCCCAUUUUCCGGAGUACGCGAUAAGAAUAAGGACUUUUGAUUCGCGAUGAUAAAGCUUGUAAAUACCGGACCAAGACGUCUAACUUAUUACAUAAUUACGGAUCGAAAUAUGCGUGUAUAGAUCAAUUAAAUAUCGUCAUAUUUCUAGAAUGUAAAUUCGUUAACGUUGACGUGACGAUUGAAUAGGGUUACCUUAAUUAUUGAACACCAUGACAUAGUAACUACACGAUUUCCCCACGCACGGGUCUGAGGGACCCGAAUCUAUUCACCGCUUACAUCUCCGCGAAUUUAAUUUGUUAAUCAACGAUCGUUUUUACAAUCGUUUUUACGAUUCUUUUUACAGUUUAAUUGUGACUCAAAAUAUUGAAAAAAUAUACCGAGGUGAGACGAUCGUUGACGCGACAAAACUUUCGUUUGACCACGAAUCGGGGCAUGCUGAAUAAAAUUCGUCGAUUCGAUUGAAAUUUAGUUGCUCCAAUGGAAGUUUUGUUGAAUCAAGGAAUUUCGUUGUUUUUAAUACGAAACUUUCAUUCUUACGGGUCUCUCAGGCCCGGUGUGACGUGAGUGAGGUUUCAACGCCCCUUAAUUAAUAAAACGUUUUAGCGUUUUCCGCUCGCGCGUGUGCGGAGGUUCGAAAACGGGUCCAUAAUCUUUUCGCAUAAAAACAAUAACCAGGUGAGAGGAGGUUUAAAAAACGACGAGAAAAACACUGCUGAUCGUUGGAAAAUAAAUAAAAAUACUUCCUCGUCGUUAAAGUACUUUUUCGAAGUAAUGAGUCCAAAUCGCUAUACAAUAUGCCCACGUCGUUUGAAGUUUCCCGACCUAAAACUCUGCGACAGGAGUCACCGAGAAAAUAUUACGAAUUUAUUCGGAGCACUGAUUUCGACUAAAAGCCAUCGAAUUCGUUGGAUUAAUUGCGUUACGACCGACCGGCCAACGGCCAGUGCAAGGCCAUUCUGAGACGGAAAAUUUAUUCCGAAUUUUAGGUCAGCUCUUCGUCAACGAAUAACCGAUAUUUCGAUUGGUUUAUUUGAAAUACCGUUUUCAGGCUCGAUUUUCAGAACAAACGGAAUAGGGAGCAGUCAAAAUGAUUUGAAUUCUUUGAAUUUUGUAAAAAUUUCUGGUUUGAGGAUGUCUGAAUGUUUGAAAAAUCAUCGAAAAGAUGUCUCAUAGUUUUUAUAAUUCAGUCGGACUGUGCGUGAAAAAAUGUCCCGAGUAGGGACCCGAGCUUCGGUCGUUCGAUGCAUUCGAAGAUUGAGCAAAAUGUAUUUUUCAUUUGUCUCAAAAUGUUGUCAAGGAUCGUUCGAGUAUUGCUGAUUCGAAUGCGUUUUAUCCGGUGGGACGAUACAAAAGUGAGCAAAAUUCCAAGGGGAAUUUUCGGAUUAAAAAAUCUGCUCGAAAUCGGAAUUGCAGAAAAAUCGUGUUGCCUCGAAAAACUCGUGGACAAAUCGUGGAAAAUAAUGACGAAUUGAUUUGCGGUUAGAACUCGAAACGUGUCGUUGAACAUUUGAUUUUCCCUCGGACAAAAUAUUGCCUCAGAAACGGAUGUGAAUGAAAAUAAUUCGAGAGUCGAAAAAUCGAAAAAUAAUUCAAAAAAUUACGGUUUCAAAACUUUCAUCGAUUUUUAACGGUUCAUUGAAACGUCAAACUUGAAUUUACGAGAAAAGAAAUUUUUUGAUUCGGAAAACUUUUGGGGAAUAGUUGUAAAUAAUUGUCCGUCGAAUAAUUCCAAAUGAAACUUCACAGAGAAAACAAAUUGUUGGCCAAAACAAAUUUCGUUUCUUUCUACAAAAGUAACCAAUUUUAUAAUAAGAGGAAUCGAAGGUUUUUGCUUACGAUCGUUAGUUUUUUUUUUUUUAAUUCGUUAACCCAGGACUAAAAAUGCCCAAGGCUCAAUCGAUCGAACUGAGAGAUUUGCCAUUGAACAGAAAAAUUUUCCGUCGCAUUUUUUCCACUAAAUCGAGUUCGUUUCGAGGUCUCAGAUUCCGGGUGGGAUUGAGAAACGUUUCCGAGUUUGGGGCUCAAAGAAUUCGACCGCGUUUCGCGGAGGCAUGAGAAUGUUGCAAAAACGUAUUGCAUCGGUCUGCGAUGACCAAAAUCUGCGGACGUUGCGAGACAGUUUUUCCGAGCAUGAAAAUUCUGUGGACGCAUCGCAUAUAAUCAAGGAGACCUUGACGCGAUGGAAUUGAAAGAGACGAAAUGAUUUUUACAGCGGUUUUCAUUCACUGCGGUACUGUCAAAGGUUGAUCCAGAGAAUCGCAUACCGUGGACGCAAUUGAGUAAAGCGACCAUUGAUCAUGUCGAACGUGCCCCACGCACGAACGAUUUUGUUUUCCUAUCGAGUCUAUAGUUCCACAACGACAGUACUUUUUCUUGUACCAGGAGGAGCUAGAGAAUCAAUUAUAUUUCCGCUACAUCGCGCUCAAACAAGAUUAGCUGGAGCGAAAAAUACAAUUCAGUUGAUGCCCGGAGAGCAGAAAAAUGUACUGAGUUUCUCUUCGAGCUGUCGAAUAACAAAAAACAAUAUUUCCGGACAAAUAGUUCAAGCGAAUAAGCGGAUUUGGAGUGACGCCAAGAUCUUGAUCGAAUAAAAAGCUUUGGGAGCUUCUAUGCGACGUUGUCGUUGUACCUGGCACGAUAAAAAUAGCACGGAAAUGACCGGAGAGGCGUUGGACAAUUUUUUUCCACUCCACCAAAGUUUCUUUUCUUCUCCGACGUUCGUUCAUGAGCUUCGAAAUUUGGUCACGUUGUACUGCACUGAGUUAUAUCUCUCUGCUGAAUUGCCUAAGUACUUAAGAAACUGCUCGAAGCUAUGAAGAAACAAAAAUAGAGAUUCCACCGAAGAUUUUCUUUGAUUCUGCAAACUGAAAUUAUCAUGCAAAUUAUCAUUCGAUCGAUGUGCGAAUUUUGUAUGAAAUUCAUUAGAAAUCACACGCCCCAAAAUCAUUCGUCAGACUUAUGAUCGACCGCAGAAGAAUUACGUUUCCUGUUUCUUCGAAGAACAAACUAAGUUGCGAAGACAUUUUUGCCACUAGAAAUUUACGUUGGUGACGUACCUGAGGUCAAACGAAUAUCUGAUAAAAAUAUCAUGGAAACGAGGUGCUACAUUGUUCGAAUGAUAAAUAGAAAUGUGAUUAGACGACAUGACGAAAAUAUUGGAAGAUUUAUCGAUCCGUGUCUCUCGUUAAUAUUCAACUAUAUAAAUGUAAUGCCGCUCGAGUAUUUUUUCAAGAAUCGUUUCUUCGCUAAUUAAGUUGUCGAAUUGAUGAUGAUUAUUGUUAAAACCCACGUUAUAGAGAGCUUCAUUAUUUUUAUAAAGAAAAAUCAAACGAAACGAAUGAAAAUAAUCGAUGAAAAAUGAAGAAAGAAUCGACGAGAAGAUUGCGUAUCAUUGAGUGAAGAUGAGUGCGAGUUAUAACGACGAAAAUCUAUUUAAAAUACUAUGAAAAUUUAACGAUUGUUCAAAGUUUUUUCAUUUUUUUCUCAUUAUUUUUAUCGAAGAUUCUAUUUGAGAAAUAAAUAUAUGAAUAUAUUUGUA
Molecule: messenger RNA, 7112 nt
Organism: Venturia canescens
Lineage: Eukaryota; Metazoa; Arthropoda; Insecta; Hymenoptera; Ichneumonidae
Exons: 8
Coding region: 470-2431 (653 amino acids)
Source: RefSeq, a predicted model, not a curated record